AUGACCGACACGCACACCCGUCCUCGUGCGACACCUGAGGGUCCGACCACUGCCGCCCAGGGGAGCGCUCACCCCACGGCACAAUCCACCGCCGACGGUACUACCCCCGCCGCAAACCAUACCACAGCCGCCGCGGAGAGUGCCGCCUCGAGCGACUCAACUUGUGGAUUCUUUCGGACCAUCGCUCCAUUACCGGCUGAAGAUGCGCACGAAGAUUUGGGGUCCGCGGUAGACAGUGGCACCAAUUUAGACGAUGCUUUGGGCAACCCUACAAUCACGGAAGCCAAUUCGGUCACCAUUCCCAACUCUUCAACUUCGACCCGGCCAGACCAUCCCCCGCCUCAGCAACAUCAUCUACCCCCCGAUUCGGGCUUCAGACGGACUGGCCCCUCGGUGGAGCACGGGCGUAUCCCCCGCUCUCACUGUGCCAUCGUUCGGCCUUUAGUCGACGCAUUUGGCGAGAUUUCGUACCACAUUCGUUCCGAAAGCGGAGACCCGUCAAAAUCUGGGGUCAAACAUCGCACCGUACGCUGCGGACUCGAAGACAUUGCUCACGCAACGCAUUUACGUCCGGACGAUAUUGCUUUGGCACUUAGAGAAUCGGGACUGUUGACCCGGAGGCGCAGCACUCAAUCAAACCCCGCAGAGCCGGCCGGGCCCGGUACCGAGCAUUCUGAAAACAAUACGCAUACAAUUGAAAACAUUUCGAGCGGCGCUCAAGAUCCAAAACGCAAAAAUGAGGCACAGAUCGUUAUUACCCACGAAAUGGUUGAGAAAGUUGCUCAGGAGCGCAAAGUCAAACCUCCUUACUUGGAUCGUGCAUACGUGUUGCUUUAA
Molecule: messenger RNA, 837 nt
Organism: Rhizoctonia solani
Lineage: Eukaryota; Fungi; Basidiomycota; Agaricomycetes; Cantharellales; Ceratobasidiaceae
Exons: 3
Coding region: 1-837 (278 amino acids)
Source: RefSeq, a predicted model, not a curated record